CAAACGCAACAGCUCUGGUUUUGUCAUCAUGAUGUCGUGCAGCUGAGUGCCAAAGGUACACUGUCCUUAGGAGUAAUGUCUAGAUAUAUUCUGGGUAUAGAUAUUGGCACCACUUCGGUAAAAGCCGUUUUAUUAGAAAGCGGCUCAAGAGCUGUGGCUGUGAGUCACGGUUUGCCAACCACGUCUGAUAUCAUCGACAAUAGCGGGAUAAAGGCCAAAGAACAGGACACGGGUCGGAUCAUAGACACUGUGAACCGGUGCAUCGGCCUGCUGCCCAGAGACAAACUUCAGCAUGUCAGCAGCAUCGGGCUGUCCGGGCAGAUGCACGGGGUCUUAUUCUGGAAAGCAAAGGACGGUUGUGAUUGGUCCAACAGGGACUUUUUCACAGUCAAAGACACCAGUCAGCUGAUCACAUGGCAGGAUGGGCGCUGCAGCAGCCACUUCCUGUCAUCGCUUCCAAAGCCAGACUCACAUCUCAGUGUAGCCACAGGGUUUGGGUGUGCAACAAUCUUCUGGUACAUGAGACACAGGCCCGAGUUUCUUGAGGACUUCACAGUCGCAGGCACCAUCCAGGACUACGUGGUGUCCAUGCUGUGUGGUUUAGAUGAGUGCGUGAUGACUCCUCAGAAUGCAGCCAGCUGGGGCUUCUUCAACACUUCCUCCAACCAGUGGAAUAUGCACAUUCUGAAGGAUGCUGGCUUCCCUUUGCAUCUGCUUCCUCGGUGUGUGCCAUCUGGCGGCUUGGCGGGACAGACAUGCUCUGACUGGCAUGGUAUCCCUGCUGGUACGCCAGUAGGUGCCGCCCUGGGAGACUUCCAGUGCUCUGUCUACUCCUGCAUGAGUGCACGGACAGAUGCAGUUCUUAACAUAAGCACCUCAGCCCAGCUGACCUUCGCCAUGCCGGCUGACUUCAAACCUCCAGAUUCUCCUCAGCCUUCCUCCUCAGUCUCCUACUUCCCCUAUUUUGAAGACUUGUACUUGGCAGUGGCGGCUUCCCUCAAUGGAGGGAAUGCACUGGCAACUUUCGUGGAGAUGAUUGCUGCCUGGAUGAAAGAGCUUGGUGUGGAGCUGAGUGAUUCGUGCUUAUAUGAAAAACUGAUUCGUUCUGCCCUGAAUCAGGAAACGAGCGACCUCAGGGUGAGUCCCACCAUCCUGGGAGAGAGACACAACCCUCUCUGCAUGGGUCAGGUGACCAACAUCUCCCCCACAAAUCUCUCUCUUGGUCAUUUGACCAGAGCGCUUUGCCGGGGAAUCCUGGAAAACAUCACCUCUAUGAUGCCAGUUGAGCUGCUGCAGCAGGCGGGGGUCAGCAGGAUUGUGGGCAGUGGGAGUGCCAUUGCCCGCAAUGAGGUCCUAAGGCAGGAACUGGAGAGGGCGUUUCCCCAGCCGGUGGUAUACGGACAAAACGUGGAUUCUGCUGUCGGUGUGGCCAUGGUCCUCUGUGACUUGCGCUGAAGAGUUUCAUAAUCCACAGGGGAAUCCCUGUCUGUUUACAUGAUUCAUUUUUAAUUUGCACACUUUUGAGUGUCUUACUGAAUGAUGACUGAAGCAAAUGGAAAUUCUGCAACAUGUUUUGCUUUGUGGAAUCAAAAGCAUAAGCUGUGUCUGCCAAGGACAUGGAUCAAAUGCCUUCUGUAACCAGUGGGUCACUAAGUGCAGCAAGGUUUUGAAAUUUUUAGGAGCAAAAGGUCGGAAACACGAGCUAAAGUCAAACUAGCUGCUUAGUGUAGCUGCAAAUCCUCUGCAAACAUUUGAUUUCACUUUGACUGAUCAUGUUAGAUGGCAUUUCUGGCUCUAUAUGCUCAGAAAUGACUUUUUUCCCAGACCCCAUGAUGCCACAAAUAAGAAAUAUUACAGCAGUUUCAAAUGAUCAAUGUCAGUCUUCAUAACUAGAGCUUUUCUUCAAACUGCCAUUUUGUAAAGAUACUCGUCAUUCAUCAGGAAAGUACUGUUGAUCUAAUGUUGAAGAGAUAUUUUCUGCACUGAUAGAAACCAUAUUACAGCAGUAUACAGUGCAACAACAAAGUUAGCUGUAAAGUGUCACGCGCAUGCAAGGAGGUUCCUUCUGAGUCUGAUGUUUCCCUCUUCAGAUCGCUUCUGCAGUCCGCAGCUCCUUAUUCCGUUGAUUGCUGGAUAUCUUGGUGUGUGUGAGCUUUUGUAUCUGGUGUGUUUGUUGUUGUAUUGCACAUACACAGGGGUCUGUGGUACAAAGUUCAGCGUAGUCACUGGAGAUGCUGGAUAACCAGAAUCAUUAAGUCUCUGUUAACCCUGGGUGAAUGGUUGAUUACAAGCCAAUUGCAUGCAGCAUCAUCAGA
Messenger RNA from Scatophagus argus, 2315 nucleotides. It is a transcript of the gene shpk, whose product is annotated as sedoheptulokinase. NCBI's taxonomy places the organism in Eukaryota, Metazoa, Chordata, Actinopteri, Scatophagidae. The coding region runs from base 76 to 1455 and encodes 459 amino acids. The record is from RefSeq and is a predicted model, not a curated record. Gene Ontology annotation, cellular component: cytosol. The transcript has 7 exons. Gene Ontology annotation, molecular function: sedoheptulokinase activity. Gene Ontology annotation, biological process: carbohydrate metabolic process; cellular response to lipopolysaccharide.